AUGAAAGCGCCUUUAGAACUCCCGAUCGUCUCUCUUCUCGCUCUUUUCCCCGUAUUGCCAUUGGCACAGCUAGAUUGUACCAAAAUCGUCGUCGAUGCUAAAACGUGGGACGUGAGUAAACUAGGUGGACCGCAUUCGGUUUACAACGUUGUCGAUCAUCCUCCCUCUGUUAUCAACACCACAUACACCUUAGACCUAUGCAAGCCUCUGCCGAAGAAUAGCCAAUGCCCGAGCGGAACAUAUGUGUGCGGUAUCGAGCGAACAAAGCCCAAAGAAGGCGAUGAGAUCAUAUCGGGGACCAUCCCCAUAGCAGGGAACUACGCCCACAGUUCUGGCCGAUCACUCGAUCCCAAAAUAACCCGUUUGAAGACCAGCGACUCCCAACAAGAAGGUCUUCGGAUCGAACUGCAUGGCGGUAAAUACCUAAAGCGCGAUCAACAAGCCGUGAUAGAAUUGAUCUGCGAUAAAGAGCGCAGCGGUCUAGAUGACGAAGAUAAGCAACAAAGACGCAAGCUAGUAGAUGAAAAGCCCGACGAUACAGGCCAGGAGGCUUCCGAAGGCGACGACAAGGGCAACCUUGAAAAACAGAAAAGCCUUCAGUUCAAGAGCUAUGGAGAAGUUGACAAGAUCGAUGUAUUGAGAUUAAAUUGGCGAACAAAAUAUGCCUGCGAAGGCUUUUCAGAGGGAGAAGAUGGCGAGAAGUCAAACCAUUGGGGAUUUUUCACCUGGCUUAUUAUCCUUCUUUUCCUCUGCGUUGCUGCAUAUCUCAUUUUUGGCUCUUGGCUCAAUUACAAUCGCUACGGCGCGCGAGGCUGGGACCUGCUGCCCCAUGGUGACACCAUCCGCGAUAUCCCUUACCUUAUGAAGGAUUGGGGGAGAAGGGUAAUAAAUACCCUCCAAGGUCCCGGAUCGAGAGGUGGCUAUAGUGCAGUUUGAAAACUGCUCGUAUGCUCUUUUUAUGUGAGAUGAUGCUUUUGGAGGUUUUUGGUGCACCCUUUUUAUUUUACCCUACCCACAUAGAAGGGCCCUGGCAUACACACUUUGUUGUCGCUUGAAUUUAAUGUCCUGGCCGGUUGUGCCAUCAUGUAUACCAUGCACCCGACCUGGCCCAUUUAUGUGUCCAUUUUAUAGCAUAGGACGAUCGAGCGUGGAUGAAGGCUCUUCACGGUCAAUGAGGUCUGGAAUACCAUAAUGUAUUUCUCACUGGCGUCAUGAUUUUCUAUGGUUCUCUGAUUCUGGUAUCUGGUUUAGUUCAUUUUUACUUGAUUUAGGUAUUGUAGGUCUUAUAUAUAGGUAUUAUGGCUCAGGGUU
Messenger RNA from Coccidioides immitis RS, 1311 nucleotides. RefSeq names its product autophagy protein Atg27. Bases 1 to 936 code for a protein of 311 amino acids. The transcript is spliced from 3 exons. NCBI's taxonomy places the organism in Eukaryota, Fungi, Ascomycota, Eurotiomycetes, Onygenales, Onygenaceae. The record is from RefSeq and is a predicted model, not a curated record.